AUGCCUCCUGGGCGCAGGUCUGGGCGCCAGAAAGGCCCUAGGACAGUCUACGUGAAUGAUCCAUUUCAAACUGCAGGCAUCAGUGAUGAAGAAGGUGCAGAUGGCGGAGGUCCACUUCCCAAGAAGAAGGCGAGGCAUGCCGAGGAAGAUGAUUCUCACUCAGACGAUGAGUUCGUUGGAGCAGCCUCGGAAGGAGAGAUUGACGAACCAGCUGAAGAUGAGAUGAUCGAGGAUGAAUUAGAAGCAGACUCGAUGUCGGAAGAUGAUGCCUCUGACCCCGAUGAUAUGGACCUCGAUCCCGACAUUGAUAAGAAGACUUUCAAGAAACAUACUUCGGCCUCUCGUCGACCACGUGAGCUGCAUUUCAAAAAGCGAGCGGCCGAUGGAAUCGUUGUGCCGUCUGCAGAUGAGACACAUUCUCGUGGAAUCAUUGAUCCGAAAGAUCACUUGUCGAAAGAUACCUUUUACACCCUGACUUUUGGCUCAGACGAGCGUGAUAUGAUGGCGGCAAUUCACUCCAGAGGACAAUGGUCGCGGGGAAUCGACUCCACCUUUCCCAGUCGCUAUGCCUUGGAAGGCAAGUGUGAGGACGAUAGAUCUGUGUACGGGCCAACCCUGGGCGUGCAUCCUGAUGACCUCGAGGAAGAAGGCACGCGUGGGUGGGAUUGGUACUACGACAAAAAUACUGGAAAGACAAUCCGCGAACGACAGCGCGCUGAAACCAUUGAAAAGACUUUGGCAUAUCAGAGAUAUCUACCCCGGUCAAGUGGACGGAAACACCGCAUCCGUAUGGGCCCGAGCAAUGACCAGGGAGUUUUUGAUCUCGGUUACCACGAAUCCCUCGAUUUCGGCAAAGCCUGGGAAAAGACAAAAACAGCCAAAAAUCCAGCGCCGGCCCGGCAAGGGUGGAUCUUCAACAUCGGCGGUAAGACGAAUUGCAUGGCCUGGGCUCCCUCUCAAGAUGGCCUCUCUCAGUACCUAGCUGUGGCCGCGCCGCUCACCGAGGACCAAAAGGAUGAGCAUAGGACUGAAGAUAGUGAGCCUUUUACGGCAUUUCAACCAUCACAAGCUUUCCCUGGCGCCCUUCAGAUUUGGGAGUUCAAAGCUAAAAGGACCAAUACUGAUACCCACGCUCUGGACAUGGAACAUGAGCCACAACUCCGGCAGGUCAUUUGUGCCGACUGGGGUGAUUUGAGACGUAUCGCUUGGUGCACUACGCCAAGGUCUAAACGUGAGGAAGACGACGAAGAAGUUCGGAAGCCUAUUGGCUUGCUUGCGACGGUCUGGGGUGACGGGAAAGUGAGAGUCCUGGAUAUCACGAGAGGUCGAGGGCCACAAGAGACUGAAUUCCUCAGGAUGCAGUCAGCUGCAUUUGAAGCAAGACCACCCUCGACAGUAUCGACAUGUGUCACUUGGCUGUCCCCCACCGAGAUUCUGGUUGGUUGUGGAAAUGGAUUUGUGACUGUCUGGAAUAUAACUACGCCCUAUGUACCUGAGCCUUUGCCACUUCUUCAUCGACCCGUCCACAGCACGUACAUACUUUCCAUCACAUCUGCAUACCCAGUCAGCCCUCAUAUCAUUGCCACUGUGUCCAUGGAUGGCGAGACUCGGAUGUGCUCACUAGUCGACCCUGAAAGCGAGACGACCUCAACGGUCCGCGCUCGAGCGGCCGCUCCUUACAUCACAUAUUCUCCUGUUCUUCAGUGCUUUGUUGCCGGAGAUGAAAACGAGUUUGGACGCAUGAUUCCGAUCCGAAGAUUUUUCACCACAACCAACAUUGCCAGGUUGUCCAGCAAUCUUUCGGCCAUGGCACCAGCGAGUCCAUGGCAUCCUUGUGCCCUCUUUGGCAGCGUCGGAGGCGAGGUGGCAGGCACCAAUCCCUUCCGACGGGUUCUCUACAACAAGGAGCAAAUAUGGCAGCAGACUUGGUUCACACAUGAAUGGAUACCGAGCUCAGACUCAAAUUCCCUCGGUAUGAGUCGGUUCUAUGACGGGUUCCGGGCAGAGAAUCAGAAAUUGGCCAAAUACCACACCACCGAAACGAAACCUCUGAGCGGGAUGGGCACUUCCACGACCUACGAUGAAGGCACCCAUGUCACAGCCCUCGGGUGGAACCCCAACCGCCCCUGCGCAGGGUGGGCCAGUGCUGCACUGGGGUGCGGAUUGGUGAGGGUGGAGGAUCUUGCCAUCUAA
Penicillium brevicompactum is the source of this 2193-nucleotide messenger RNA. RefSeq names its product transcription factor TFIIIC subunit TFC6. Lineage: Eukaryota; Fungi; Ascomycota; Eurotiomycetes; Eurotiales; Aspergillaceae. Gene Ontology annotation, biological process: transcription by RNA polymerase III. The transcript has 2 exons. Gene Ontology annotation, cellular component: transcription factor TFIIIC complex. The record is from RefSeq and is a predicted model, not a curated record. The coding region runs from base 1 to 2193 and encodes 730 amino acids. Gene Ontology annotation, molecular function: protein binding.